Molecule: messenger RNA, 1952 nt
Organism: Ruditapes philippinarum (Manila clam)
Lineage: Eukaryota; Metazoa; Mollusca; Bivalvia; Venerida; Veneridae
Product: myoneurin-like
Exons: 5
Coding region: 54-1115 (353 amino acids)
Cellular component (GO): nucleus
Source: RefSeq, a predicted model, not a curated record
ACGGCAGUCGAGAAGUUGCGUUCGUUGGAAGUUACUUUCAUUUCAAUUCAAGAAUGCAACAGAUGAUGGGUGACUUUGAGCUAUUAAAUGAUGUCCCUGGAUCUAAAGCUAUCCUUAAAGUUGUGCUGAAAAGCCAAAUACAGUUGCUUAUAGAUCAAUUAUGCAAGUAUACAGGUGAAGAAUCAUUUAUUCUGACAGCAAAUGCCAGCGACGGUGCUCAAUCACUUUUAGGAUCAAGUACUGGGAAAGGUUUUCUGGACAACCGUAGUGAAAUUAAGACUCAAUUCUUAAGCUUUUGCCUUAAAUCUCUUCACAAUGCAGAAGAGAACUUCUCACAGCACGAGUUUUCACGCUCUAAAGUUAGAACUCAUCCAUAUACAAGAAAGAAAUCUCCGUCAAGGCACAAUUCUUUUGCCUAUGAAAAAAGAAGGGACUUUUGUACUGGAGAGCAAGUAGCAAAUGCUGAAACAAUACAAAUGACCAAUUCUAGUGCAACAGAUAACAGCUCAGGAAUAAAUUAUCAAGCAAAUGUUUCGGAAACAGAAAUUUCUUCUGUACAAGAAAGACACCAAAGAAAAAGUCUAAAAUUCCCCCAUAAUAUUACCAGUUUUCAAUAUUCUGGUAUGAACUUUGACAACAAUUUCUCAGAUAAUUUAUAUUCAGAUAAUUCUCAAGCUCCUGAUGACACAGAUCGUAAUCUUGAUCACAGGAAUGAUUGUGUAAUAGUUAAAACAGAACAAGAUUUAGAUGAUGUAGAAGUGCUUGGAGUUGAGUUAGCUACACAACAGUAUGGAGAUGAACAGUUUGGAGGACAGUUUAGUUCUGACAGUAAUCAGACAGCUACUAGUCAUGAUGAUACAGCUUUGAAAAGUACCACAGAUACUGCAGGAUAUUUAGAGGCACCAAAUGCCGACAUGAAUAUUAUGGAUGGGCCGGAAUCUAAACAUUACUAUCCGUGUGGAUUCUGUGGCAGAGUAUUCCAGCAUAAUUCCUGGUUAACACGGCAUAUACGCGGACAUACUGGAGAGAAACCUUACGAGUGUCGUGUAUGCGGAAAAAGAUUUACACGAUCAGGGACAAUGAAAGUUCAUACACUUAUGCAUAACAUAAAAUGAUAUUCAGAGAUUAUUAUGUCUUUAAGUAAUAAUUUACAUAGAAAAUUGUGACAAUUUUAAAGCAAUGAAUUCAAUUUUUGGUUGGCUUUUUGAAAACAGUUGGUACUUUUAUACGCAAAUUGCCUUUAAAGGGACUCCAAUGAGGUUUUUUUGACAUGAGACAGGACCAAAACCUUUUUGUUUGAGAUUGUACCAUUCUAUGAUAAUAUCACUUGUGGGCAAAUUUUAGCUCAUUGGCCCCAUUUUCCAUAAUAAUCAUUCAAUGAUGCAAAAUGACCCAAAAUAUGAAAAGCAUUUCAAUGCCUUUAGUUGUAAUUGGGCUAAGAUUUUAACAAAUUGAUUUUCAGUUCAAAUUUGAGUAUAAAUCUUUUAUUUCCAUAUCAUCUUUUGCAAAGGUUUUGCAUUACAUCAUUAUACCCCCACAAACGAAGUUUAGGGGGGGUAUAUAGGAGUCAGCUUGUCGGUCGGUCGGUCGGUUGGUCGGUCCGUCGGUCGGUCCGUCGGUCGGUCCACAUCAUGGUUUCCGGACGAUAACUUUAGUUUGGAAUGAGGUAUUGUAAUCAAACUUGGUAUAUAGCAACCUUAUAUGGAAACUCCGGUUGGUAUUGCAUUUGGACCCCCUGGGGUCAAGGUCAAGGUCACCGUUACUAAAAAUAGAAAAAUGGUUUCCGGACAAUAACUAGAGUUAGGAAUGAGAUAUUGUUAUCAAACUUGGCGUAUAGCAAGCUUAUAUGAAGACCUGGGUUGGUAUUGCAUUUGGGCCCUCUGGGGUCAAGGUCAAGGUCACUGUUACUAAAAAUAGAAAAAAUGGUUUCCGGACAAUAACUCGACUUAGGA